Molecule: messenger RNA, 585 nt
Organism: Cadophora gregata
Lineage: Eukaryota; Fungi; Ascomycota; Leotiomycetes; Helotiales; Ploettnerulaceae
Exons: 1
Coding region: 1-585 (194 amino acids)
Source: RefSeq, a predicted model, not a curated record
AUGGAGUCCACCGAGCUUCACGUUUACACUGUGAAGAUCGUCCAUGGCUCCAUGUAUCUGCGACAUCAAAGUCUGUUUGUGGUUCUUCGUAGUCACGCAACAUGGUUUCCCUUCCCAAACGUUCCCUACCCAAGCGACUCGGGGCUGUUAGUAUGUCCACACUGGAGAAUAAUAACGCCGAACGAUUGGAGUGACCAGGGAAGGAUGUUGCUACACCGGCUAGCUAGGUGGACUGAGCAUGGAGAGUCAGGAGGGUCUCCUGAACUCUUACAGUGCGGCCACUGCGCGACAGAAUUCCGCAUAGACUUUAAAGACUUGGGGGAAUCUGGGACUGGGGUGUUCUACACGAAGUGGCAGGAUAUCGGGGAGGGAAUGUCAUACUUGGAUCCAAAGUGGCAACAUCACAUCGAUCACAUCGAGCGCGAUGAUGAUUUAAUGUGGGAGGAGGAGAUUUUCGAGCCGGGUUCUCUUUGCGCCGCAUUUGAAGAAGGCAAGGUCUAUGAGUUUGAUUCAAUCUUGACUCCGGAGGUGAAGAAGAAAGGAUUUGCCAAACCUCCAGAUCCAUUGCUGGACGAAUGUAUCUAG